Molecule: messenger RNA, 6100 nt
Organism: Entelurus aequoreus (snake pipefish)
Lineage: Eukaryota; Metazoa; Chordata; Actinopteri; Syngnathiformes; Syngnathidae
Gene: frmpd4
Product: FERM and PDZ domain containing 4
Exons: 17
Coding region: 260-5107 (1615 amino acids)
Cellular component (GO): cytoskeleton
Molecular function (GO): protein binding
Source: RefSeq, a predicted model, not a curated record
GAGCUGGUUCUCCACCCCGGAGGGCGCUGCCGACCAGUCAACUCGGACAGACAGACGGGAGACCGGAGACGGGGGUGCGCGCAGUACGUGAUCGUGGCCGAGCGGGCUCAGUCUGACGGCUUCACUUGUCGACGGAAAGUCCGAAUAAAAGCCAACUUUGCCGAGUCGGGGGCAAGCGGAGUGCAUUUCAGUGUAAAAGGGGGGCUCUAAAUGCCUUGACGGGAAACGAAGCGCCGCUCCUGAGAACCCGUCAGCCGCGAUGAACCCGGACGACAACGAAGUGGGCAUCUUUACUGUCAUCCACCACAGGACCAAAUCCUCCGGCUGGCCGCCCCCUUCAGGGACGUGGUCCGCCUCGCAGGGAGCCCCCAAUGGAUGGGACACGGGCGCCAAUAGAGAGGGGCGUGACUGCUACUUCAACCAAUUCAGUCAGAGCAUCUCCCUGGAAGAGGUCCGCCUAGAUGGAGACAAGUUUGUGCCGCCAGCACCCCGGAAGGUGGAGAUGAGACGAGACCCAGUGCUCGGCUUUGGCUUUGUGGCGGGCAGUGAGAAACCUGUGGUGGUCCGCUCAGUCACACCAGGGGGCCCAUCAGAAGGCAAGUUAAUCCCAGGGGACGAGAUCAUCAUGAUCAAUGAUGAGCCUGUCAGUUCUGCACCCAGGGAGAGGGUUAUUGACCUCGUCAGGAGCUGCAAAGAGUCCAUUUUGUUGACCGUCGUUCAGCCGUACCCAUCACCCAAGUCGGCAUUCAUCAGUGCAGCCAAGAAGGCCAAGUUAAAGACCAACCCUGUUAAAGUCCGCUUUGCCGAAGAGGUCAUCAUCAAUGGCCAGCUCCCUGAAACUGUGAAGGACAACUCUCUUCUUUUUAUGCCAAAUGUUCUGAAGGUCUACCUGGAGAACGGUCAGACUAAAUCGUUUAAAUUUGACAGCAACACUUCUAUUAAGGAUGUCAUCUUGACCCUGCAAGAGAAGCUUUCCAUUAAGAGCAUUGAACACUUCUCUCUGAUUCUGGAGCAGCGAGCCGAAGGAUCAGCCAGCAGGCUCAUGCUCCUGCAUGAGCAAGAGAUGCUAACUCAGGUGACAAAGAGGCCAGGGUCAAACAAGAUGAAGUGUUUUUUUCGCAUCACUUUUGUCCCAAAGGACCCCCUCGAGCUGCUUAGAAGAGAUGCAAUAGCAUUUGAGUACCUCUAUGUCCAGAGCUGUAAUGAUGUUGUACUGGAGAGAUUCGGGUCGGAGCUAAAAUAUGACACUGCUCUCCGUCUCGCUGCACUGCAAAUGUAUAUUCUAACCAUCAGUACCAAGCAGUCGCAAAAAGUGUCCCUCAAGUACAUCGAGAAGGAAUGGGGUCUAGGCUUGUUUCUGCCCCCUGCAGUGCUGUCAAGCAUGAAAGAGAAGAACAUCAAAAAAGCCCUUACUCACAUCCUCAAAACCAACCAGAACCUGGUUCCGCCUGGUAAAAAGCUAACUGCCUUGCAGGCUAAGGUCCAUUAUCUGAAGUAUCUCAGUGACUUGAGGCUCUAUGGAGGCCGAGUGUUUAAGUCCACACUUAUUCAAGGCGAGAAGCACACAGAUGUGACUUUGCUGGUCGGGCCCAGAUAUGGCAUUAGCCAUGUGAUUAAUACCAAAACCAAUCUGGUGGCACUUCUGGCUGAUUUCAGCCAUGUCAAUCGCAUUGAGAUGUAUGCAGAAGAUGAAAACAAAGUCCGAGUGGAGCUCCAUGUUCUGGACGUUAAGCCCAUUACUCUGUUAAUGGAAUCUACUGACGCAAUGAAUCUGGCCUGCCUGACUGCUGGCUACUACAGAUUACUGGUGGACUCUCGGCGUUCUAUCUUCAAUGUGGCCAAGAACACUGACAAUCAUGCAGCCAGGAUAAAGCAGAACUACCAGCCCAUUGAAUGCACGUACAGCAUGCCACAAAAGGGAUAUGAAGACAGGAACAACCAGAGGUGCAGCCAAGACUUUUCAGACCCGGAGUUUGAAUACUUGGAACGUGGCAAAUGUGAAGGCCCACCAGCCUACAUGGCAGAGCUCCACCAGGCUCAGCACUCAAUACAUAUGGCAGAAAGAGCAGAGUUCUGCCGGUUACCAUGCUCCCAAACAUACCUUAAUGUCCCAAGAACCAAAGACCAAGAACCCUCUAGGAGUGCAAAAGUAUCUUUCAUAUUUGGAGAUCCUCCCUUAGACACUGUUAACCCCCAAAAUCUCGGCUACCAGAGACUGAUGGACGAAAGUUCAGAAAUAAUAGACAAUCACAGCCCCGUGUACAGGCGUCUUGAUGAGGACUACAAGAUGAUGGACGCCCUUGAAGACGGCGAUGGGUAUCAAUAUUCAACCAAAAUGUUCGAGGAGCCGUUGCUGCACGAUAUCUGCUAUGCAGAAACAACAGAUGAUGCUGAAGACGAGGAUGACAUCAGCUGCGAAGAGGACAUUAUGAUGAGUGACAUUGACAAACCUGCAUUGCUCUCCCUCUCAGAGUCCAGUGAUGACAUCAUUGACUUGACCUCCCUUCCACCGCCACCAGAGGGCAACGAUGAGGAGGAUAAUGACGUACUGCUGCACUCUCUUAAUCUGGCCAUCGCUGCUCCUCCUCCUGGCUUCAGGGACAGCUCAGAUGAGGAGGAGCACCAGGAGGCUGGGAAUCAGGCCCAGGGGGGCCGCAAUGAUAUCCCAGUGUCCCUCAUAGAUUCAGUGCCCGUCCGUAGAGCACAGAACCAGGGGGAGCCCUUCGACGAUGCUGUUGUGUCUACUUUGCAGGCACUUGAAGCCCUUGCUGCAUCUGAGGACCCCGCACAAUCUGAGAACAACACAGGUGUACAAAUGUUACGAGCGUUUAGUCCCGAGUCAUCAGAUUCUGGCAAUGAGACCAACUCGUCUGAGAUGACGGAAAGCUCCGAGUUGGCCAUCGCACAGAGGCACUCGGACAACCACCUGAGGAUGCAUGUAGGUGUGACGGAUGUUUACCACACCACCAAUGAUGAAAAGACAGAGGCACUUGGCGAUGGCGGAGCCGGGACUGUGCAGGAGCAUCAGGUUGAGGAGCUCAAAUCUGCUGCCACGGCUUCCUCCCAGCUUUUCCACUCAGAUGGUGGUGAGAUGGAGCCAGAGACAAUGGAAAACAAAUCGGUCAGUGACUACUUCACUAAGAUGCACAUUGGCUCACUUAUGAGCAGGCACGGAGGGAAACAGCGGGAGCCAGAGAACCGAAUCCAAAGAGAGAUGUGUAAUUCCUCUGAAAGAUGUCAGGUGACCUCCCAAGAGCUAGCUAAAGAAGAGGAGAUGCAUCUUGUUGGAAAGUACAACACGUUCACUGUGAGAGAUUCCUAUUAUGUGAAUCAGCUCGAUCUGGGACGAACUCCACUCCAAGACCAGCAUCGAAAAUGGCUGCACAGAGCGCCCGGAAAAAAAAUGGACGAGACUCUCUCUCCAGAAUAUGUGAAUGAGUCAGAGGCCUCCCACACAGACAGGUUGACAGUGAAGGGAGGGAAACAGGAUUCGGAUGAAAGAAGCCAACCGUCAAAUGCCCAACUUCGCUCUCCCUCUAAAGAACCGGAGGUGGCUGAUACUUCACGGGACGGUGAGCAGCAGAUUAAGAAUACGCCGUCGGAUCAAGAUGUCACAAGACUAUACGAAUACCACUUGAGCAAGCGCAUGUCAUCCUUGCAGAGUGAGGGGGCUCAUUCUCUUCAAAGUUCACAAUGUUCCUCCAUAGACGCCGGCUGUAGCACGGGCAGCAGCAGUUGUGUCACUCCAAUGGAUUCCCCUCUCUGUGCUACAGACAACACACACAUACUGUCCGAGUCCUCGCUAAAGGGGCUGAGUUAUGUAACCUCUGCUGAGGAAAAGGCCUAUGUUCCCAUAGGCCAAAAUAAGGAGCACACGCCACUGAGGAAGAACCAUGUACCCAACAGUGCAGAGGCCGGGUUUGGAAAUAGCCGGGACAGCGGUCACAGAUUGUCUAAGAUCAAGGAAACCACAGCCUGCGCACAGCAGUGGACGGGUGGAGAAGAGUCAUCUUUAAGUCUCUGUCACGAGAGCAGCAACACCACUACAGCCAUGUCACCAUCGUUAUUACAAAGCUGCACACAGCACAGUGGGCUAGUUUGCGCCCGACCAGAGUCCGACCCACAUGCCUUGCUUUACCCCUCGAGCGCAUCCUCCUGUGACAUUCUCAAAGGCAGCCUCAGGAAGCCACGCAAGGUUCACAUGCACAGGAGAAGCUGGAGCACCCUAAUGCAAGGCUCCAGGAGCUUUGAGGCAUUGUUGGAGAGGACCAAAGCCACGUUUACGGGGAAGAGUGGUGGCCAGAGUCCAGAGUCCCAACAUGGAGCAAAAGUCCAGCGCGUAUCGUAUGCCAAAACCGUCCCCAAAAGUUUCUCUCAUGGUUCAGUUGCCUCUAAUUCAGCAUGUGGAAGACUGCCACGGUCGCCGACAACGCGGCUGGAUGCAGGUGCACUGAGAUGCCACGGGCCGGUCACUUGCUGCUUCAUUCGUAGACCGAAGAACACAGAGCAUGCUGACAGGGAGCCCUCUCAGCUCGUGUUCUCUGACAAGAGCGUCGCAGUGAAAGGCAUGAAUCUGGACGCGAGGUUGGCUCGUGUAAAUUCAAUGAAGGGCAAGACCUAUAGCCUUCGCACAGGGUUUGCACUCGCACGGACGGACGCCUUGGAGAUUGUUGGCUUGCUGCGUUCCAGCCACACAUCUAGGGGCGGCAACGCGCCGGCCGGCAACGCUGACAUGGCGACAUUCUCCCAACUGCUCGUCACGCAGGCCAAAGUGCUGAGCGGUGCCUGCGGUCAGAUGGCUGCGGAGUACGGCAGCCCGGAAGAGCUGUUGCUCACUCUGACCCACAGCUUUCACACACUCUGCUGCCUAACGCAGGCCUGCAUGUCCUUAGCGGAAGGCCUACGUGGCGACAUGGAGCGGCGCGAAGUGGUAGCCAAGGUGGACGAAGUUGUCAUCAACUACGUGUGUCUGCUAAAAACCGCAGAGGCGGCUAUGGCGAGCGCCCUCGGCGAUCCAAGCGUGGAAGCGUUGACGUAUCAGUCUGCCAACAUGUCGGCUAUCAUAAACACACUAAUUCAUUUCAUGACCACACUGAGCAACAAAUAACCUAUUGAUUUUAAAGCCAUACAAACGUACGGAGCCCCUAAAGGGACAUGGAGGGAAAAAAAUGUUUUGCGAGAUCUCGCAAAAAAGGUUUUUUCCUAUGAACCGGAAGUAAAACAGACACAGCGAUGGUGAACCGGAAGUGAAACAGACACAGCGAUGGAGGAGCCUACCCAUCAUCCGUGGGAGAAGUUUAUUGAUUUCUAUUUUGUCUGUCUGUUUCACUUCCGGUUCACUGACAUAGGAAAAAAAGUAUUGCGAGAUCUCGCAAAAAGUAUUGCGAGAUCUCGCCAAACAUUUCCUUCCCUCCAUGUCCCUUUAGGGGCUCCGUACAAACGAGACAUGGGUGUGACCACAAUGUGAAGUGCUGUGUCAAAAGAAAUAUAUUGCCUUGUGUACACACUAUUUUAUUUUAAAACAUUUAGAAAUUAAAUGUAUGAUUCACAUAAUUUUAAAAAGAUUUAAGCCUUCUAAGAUGCAUAUACACCCAAGUAUUUAAGAGUAUAUACUAAUAAUUAUUACAAUUAUUUAUAGAUUUCAUUACAGACUUCUAGAUCAUAAAAAAUCAUCAUAAUAUUCUGUUUAUAAAAUGGAAAAAUAUAUAUUAUGUUGGAGAAAUACUGUGUACAGCUCUUGACAAAUCAUUGCACAGGACAUCAUCAAAUUAAAAGAAUGCACUUUUUCAUGUUCUGGGUACUUACUUACAAGGACACUGUGUACACUUUCCUGUUAUUUUUUUGACGCAUUAAAGAGAUAGCAAAAUUAUAAAACCUCAAACGAGUCUACUUUCUUAUGUUCAUCCUAUUGCACUUUUGUGUGUUUGCAAACCACAUUAUUAAAUUUGUGUUGGUAAAUGUGCAUUAUUCACAGACAAAGUUGCUGUGUGAUUUCAUAACUGUGCCCAUUCUGCGUUUACCUAUUACUCCGGCCUGAGUGGCGGUGACGCCUUCUGGAAUUACUUAUGCUGAUGGGCUCCUUUAGCAUAAGUGUGCAGAG